AUGGGGGAGUCACUCGGCUCUCGCUUGAUUAUCUCCAUCACUAUGAUCUUCCUUAUGCCUGCAAAACAGAGGAUGGUGAAUGCUUCUCUGUUUCUGCCGUUCCCUGAACUGAUUUGGCUUUCAUUGACAGGCAACCAGUUGCUUGGUUGCACGGAGAACCAAGUUGAUGUAGGGUUUGAGAAACUAUCGGCUCUGACGAAUUUGGAAGUUUUGGAUAUCAGUGAGAAUGGAUUCGCUAACAACGUAACGUCGUCUUUGGCUCAUUUAUGUUUACGAUAA
Messenger RNA from Linum tenue, 279 nucleotides. Lineage: Eukaryota; Viridiplantae; Streptophyta; Magnoliopsida; Malpighiales; Linaceae. The record is from the annotation of a GenBank genome assembly.